AUGCUGAACUCAUCUAUUCCUUCAUCAAAAAAAAGAAUAUUAUGGACAGAAAAUGUAUAGAAUAUGUUUACAGUAGGAAGACAAACUCUUAAAGUAAUUAGUCCAUAAAUUCCAAAAUGAAAGGCUUGGCUGGAAAAAAAUAUCUCAAACUCUUAGAAAAUAAGGCUAUAAUAGAAAUACAAAGGCUUGUAGAGAGAGAUUUUUCAAUCACCUUGAUAAUUCAUUCAAUAAAAGCGAGCUCAGUACACAUGAACUUGAUAAACUAUUUGAACUCAUAAAAAUUCAUGGAAACAAAUGGGUAUAAAUUAUGAAUAAUUAGACUUGUGUUGCUUAAGAGCUUAAUCAUAGAACAGAUUAAGAUAUUAAGAAUAAAUUUUAUGCUCAUGUUAAAAAAGUAUUCAGGCGAUUAUUAAAAGCCACUUUUUAAACAACUGAAAGUAAAAACUAAUAUUUUUUAUAUAGGUUCAAUAAUUACAUCAAAAUUAUAACCUUUAUUGAUAUCAAGUAUAUUUUGUAAUGAAAAUGAGAUGGAUCAUAAGAAAAUUAAUAUUUAAAAUGAUAUGAAAGAGCUUUUUCAAAAUCUCAUUAGACAAAAUAAAUCAAUUUCUUAAGGAGAAUAAAUAAAUGAUGAAACUAGAGAAAAAGUUAGGCAAAUAUCAUCAUAUUUGGAUAAAGAAAAGUAUUAAAAAUAAUAAUUUUUAGUUAAAUAUACCUAUUAAAUAAAAUUACAAGAAAAGAAAAUAAAUAAUUGACAAAAAAUAAACAUAAUGGCCAAAAAGCAAAAAUUGUCUAUGAUGAAAUUCAUCAAUAAUAGAUUUUAAAAAAGAUCUAAAAGAAAUAACCCAUCUUUUUGUAUUAAUAAAAAAAAUUAGAAUUCACAUACAUAGAUUUUGAUACAAAUUUUGAGAAUGCAUUUAAUGAAUAUCAAUUUGAUAAAAUAUUUGAAAAUGGAUCUCUAUUCUAACAAUAAUAACUAAUUUCAAGUAUGCCAUUUAAUUGGCAUCAACCUUCUAUUAAAUUAGAUUCAAAUCAAGUAAAAUUUUAUUAAUCAAUAAUAGUAAUCUGAAUUAUCGUACAUUCCCAUUUCGACCAAUUCAUAUAAUUAUUCAACUAUUUGGAAUAUUUGA
This is a messenger RNA of Paramecium primaurelia, 1127 nucleotides long. NCBI's taxonomy places the organism in Eukaryota, Ciliophora, Oligohymenophorea, Peniculida, Parameciidae. The record is from the annotation of a GenBank genome assembly.